AUUUUGAUUUCAAAAAUCAACAGACGUUUCUACCGGCGUUUAUUGUGUAAAUUUUAUAGGUAAUUAUUAUAAUAUUUCACGGUUUGUCUUUUUGUUUUCUCCAGUGCAUUUGUGUACUGUUAUUAUUUCAUUCCAGGAAUACAUUAAUAUCGAAAUUACCGAGGGCAUAAAAUAAUCUGUACUACCCUAGAAGAGGACAACAUUUAAUUGUAACACACUUAACUACAAAUAAUACUAUAGACGAAUUUAUUCUCAGGUAUUUAAUUUAUUUAUAUAAUUGCAUAGAACAUAUGAACAAAGAGUUGUUGAUGUUACUGUUAAAGAAUUUUGAUCAAGAGGAUACAACAGAUUAAUUUUUUUUUCUUUCAGACGUGCGCAUAAUAUAGUCAAUUUACUUUCAACUGACAACAAUAAGCCUAUUUUAAAUUCUCAAAUCCAGAAACUCACUGUCAAAUAUUUUAAAAGCACUAAUACUUUUAAAAUUAUCAUUAAUCUGUAGGUAUCUCCUAAUCAAAAAUUAGUUUAUACUAAUCCGUUGCUUACAGAUGACUAAAAUCAAAGUGAAAGUGAUAAUAGUUAUAUUUUAUAAUUUACUUAUGAGUUUAGUUAUUACCAGAUUAACUAAGGUUUUUUUAAAAAUAUUUUAAAUAUUUUAAACAGACAUUGGAUAGGUUAGGUCAAUUUGAUUGUAAAAUUUGUAAAGCCAUUGGUGUCUUUUCUUUUAAUUUGUUACCUACAUAAACAUAUAAUUUGUAAUUGUAUGACAAAUAAAUAAUUCCUACACAUUUAUUUUACCUGUUUAUUAUCUAUAUAAACUAAAAAUAAACAGGUAAUAUUUUGUUUUAAUCAUAUUAGAUACAUAAAUCGUAUAUUACCAAUAUUUAUUAAAUUAUAGGAACAGUUACAGAGUUAUCCAAAAGAUACAUUAUUUAAUAGCAGUAAGAUUAAUCUAAACUAUAAUAUCAAGUCAACCAGUUAGAAGAGUAUUUAAUCAUCCUUUUAGGGAUGGGAGGUGAGCAAAUUGGCGACUCGGUUUUGUUUCUCUACCACCUGCCCAAAGAUAAUCACAAUUGAUGAUUUUUAGCAAACAAAUUUGUUACAGGAGGGCCUUCACAUUUAUUAUUUUUUUUUUUUCGAAUCAUUACAGUCAUUAGUUUUAUCAAACUAAAAGUAGUUUACUUUUGAAAAAAAAAAUUAUAUAAAUCAUUAAAACAAUUUUUUUUUUUUUUGAAAAAUAUGAAGAUACAAUUUCAAACUUCUUUUUUUCAUUAUAUUACACCUAUAUAAAAUUGAUACAAGCACUAAAAUACUAAAUAGUUACACAAAUAUAGAUCCAAGAGAGUGAUUAACCGAUCACCCUCCCACCCUAAAAUAUGCCUUUUGGAUCUACUUAAAAUUAGAAAUUUAAAAUAAGUCUGUGUAUUUAAUGAACAAAUCUGUCCGUCAUUUAACUAUUAUUAUUUUUUUUUAACACAUUUAUUGUAUUUGUUUUAGGAUUUUACUAAUGAAUCAUUUUUCAAAUCAUCAGUUAAAGAUCUAAUUUAUUGGAUUUGUCAUAUUAUCAAAGUAAGUAUAAUUUUAUUUUUAGAUUUCACCAUUAAAUAUUAUUGUUAUAUUUGAUUAGAAUAGAAAUUGUUCUGAUAACUUAUUAUUUACUACCUUUUUUUAUAAAGAAAAAGUUGGUACUGGUCUAGUUUGACACCUGCUGAAAAAGUAUUUCCUUGCCACUCAGGUUUGUUGAUGCCUGCCAUUUACAUCUUUUCGAUAUUUGAAUUGGUAUUUGUUUUAAUAGUUAUAUCCAUUAUCUCAUAUUUUAUAGACUAUACAUUUAAAUUAAAUAUUAUGCAAAAUUCAGAUAGUCUAAAUAAAAAUAAAUAAAUUGUUGAAAUUAAAAUAAUUGUACAAAAAAUACACAUUCUAUCAUAAAUAUGCAGGUGGCCAAAAUUCUGCUAUUUCUUGCAUUUAUCUGUAGUGUGACAACAAAUGAUUAGGAUAUCGAAAACAUAAGAGAUGUAAAUGGCGAACGUCAACUAAAUCUGAAUGGCGGGUAAAUAAUUUCUAGGUGGGGGUCAAUUGAACCAGUAUCUCGACCAUUACUAAAAAUUCUUCUAUUGUAAUUAUUAUAUAUUAUUUAAACAUCGUAAAUAAUACCAUACCUAUGCUUCAGAUUAUUUCGAAAGUUUCAAUAUGUUUCUUAAAUAGUAUUGUAGGAGAGAUUUGAUAUGUAACCAUUACUCAAAGUUUAAAGGUGAAAAAGUAAAAGAUUGUAAUUUUUGUAUAUGGUUGUAAAAUUAAAUAUUGUGUAUCUAGAUAACUUUAGAAGGGGAGAAAGGUGUACCUAAUUUCAAGAGAAAAUAAUUUUGUAUUUUUAAAUACGUUUAAAAGAAUAGUGUAAAAUAUCUAUUAAUAUUUUUUACUGUUGGGAGUUUACUGAAAUGUUAUCUACCUACAUCAACAACUUAUUUAUCUUUUAUUCACCCUGUAGAUAAGGCAUUAUACAAAUCUACAGGGACAAAUUUGAGGGUAGGAGUUAGUAAUAUAAUAAACAAAUAUUUAUUUUAGACGUAAAAUGUGUUUUUAUAUUAUUCAUUUAAUAUUUUUGAUUAUAGGUAUAUUACAAUGACUUCAUUUGAUCUAAGAAGAGAACUUAAUUUCAGAGGACCUGCAAUUAAUUUAAAUAGAAGUAUAUCUACUAAGAAACACACAUUGCACUUUGAUGGCCGGUUUGUUAGUAAAUCAGAUCGAUAUCAAUUAGAAUCAUAUGGUUUGUACACUCCUAAUCCUAUACUUGAAGGGUUAAGUGUAUCACAUAAGAAUAAACUAAUAUGGUCAGCUCGUUUAUCUGAAAGUUUAUGGGCAUGGUUUGUGUAUGGUCGAAAACUGUUAGUAUGGAAUGCAGAAACCAAUAAAGAAAAUCGGACAAAUCCUUGUUUUGAACUUGGAUUACCAGCAAGUGAGGUAGCUCACCAAUCAGCUCUUGUUUGGGUUUUUGAACCGGAAACUGAAAAAUCAUUAUCUCAUGCGUGCUGCAUAGCUGUUUCCCCUGAGGGGUUAAUACGUUUUUGGAAAGAUGUGUAUGAUGAAGUUGAAUUUAUUGAACACAAUACUGAACUAAUGGGAAAAGAAUGUGAACUCUUAUUUCAAGUUGACAACUCUAGGUUUAUUUUGUUAACAACUACUGCUGAUUUAGUAAUGGUGACAAUCAACAUGGAUAAUGUCCGCCCUCAAAUAAGUAGUAAAAUAUUGACAGAGUCUACUGGUUGGCUAGGCAAUAUAUCUAUAAAUUUAUCAUCUUUUGUUUUCGGUUCAACUGGACAACAGUCUGAUCCUAAAACAAUUUGUGGUUGCGUUCUAAAAAGUUCUUCGAACUAUAAUGAACAAUUGUUUGUUGUAACAACCAAUGGUACAACUUUAACAAAAUGGAAUGUUUCAGAACCUCAAAGAGAAAAACAAUUGUUUGAAGUAAACUUAGCUAAUUCUUUACAAGAGAAAUUUUCAAUUAUGAUGUUUAAUAGUGUCAGUACUGGUGAUAUGGAUAUGGAAAUAAUUGAUUUGAAACCAACUAAUAACCACAAUGAAGAAGUCAUUGUCCUCAUUCAUACCAAACCAAACCAAGCUUACAAUUAUUAUAUUUUAGCUACUAUACAAGUUCAAGAUAACAAAUGUCCAAUUACUUCUUUACAUGUCCUUAAUAAUAUUGAAAGUUCUUACUUGAAUGAAUCUACACCACAAUUACUUAUAACUGAACAGCAAGCAUUCAUACUGUCAAAACAUUAUAUUCUUGUUGUUACAUUUGAACCGUUUCAAACUGACGUAAUUGGAGUUGAUUGUGAUUUAAAAUUUGGCGGUGGUUCAGUAGUUAACAAUUAUGGUAUGUUUUUCACUCAAUCUCAUUGUCUAACAGUGGUUACAAAGAUAAUAGAUGAAGAAUAUGAAAUCAACGAAUCGAGAAGUGUUCUUCAAUGUCCAGAUAUGAAUCAGUCUAAUGUUUUAAUUGCUGAAGUAGAAAGUGGUAGUAACGAAACUAGAUUAAAAUCUGCUUUUCUCCAGUUUGUCAGUCGUAAAUUAGAAAAUUGUAGAGCAUUAAUAAAACAAGCAUGUCCAGAAGAAUUAUCAUCAACUGAUGGAUUUAAUCUAGAUAAAACUGUAUUUAAAGUUGGAGAAGAUCUAGUUAAUGAUAUACCGAUUAAUGAUCCACGUUGGUUGGGAGUUCAAAAUGAACCAACAAUUAGAUCAUCGUCAAUGGUAAUAUUAAGCCACUUAGAAGAAAAACAACAAGCUAUACACUGGUAUCUAAAAUUUUUACAAGAACUUGGUCUAUGGAGUCGCAUGCGUCAAUUAUAUAAAUAUAAUACUCAAGUAUUCACCGGUUGUGCUUUAAAAGAUUUAAGUGAAAAAUUACAAGCAACAAUAACGUUUCGAAAAAUUGAAGUUGAUCAUAGUAAUCUAUUAGAUACAUUGAUAAAAGAAGCAGUUGAAAAUAACUCUGAUAGUUAUUCUGCACCAUUAGGUCUUACACAUAUAGAUAAGUUUUAUAAGCAAGUUAGCAUGUCACACAUUCUUUUAAAAAAACUAUGUACACAUAGUGAAGAAAUUACUAACACUAAUCGUAGUGCUGUAGAUAUAUGUGGUAUUUUAUGUGAUGUGAAUAGGAUUUUAGUAAAAGUUCUUGGUGCUGUGUUGGAUUAUAGAAGACAAAAUGUAGAUUUUUUCCCGAUUGACAAACAAAAACAAUCAAACAUGUCGUGGAUUCUUUCCGAAGAUACAGAAGGCAUAUGCACUGAACUAAAGCAGCAAAUUGCUAUUAGUCUCAAAUUUGUUAAUAUUGCAAAUAUUACUAAAGAAGUUCAUUCAGAAAUAUCUGAUCAAGUUGCAUUUUUAGUAGAUGUUUUGUUGUCUAGCUCUGUUGAUAUACUUUCAGAAACUAACAGCAAUUAUAUUAAAUUAAGAUAUAAUUUACUAAGAAAACUUAUAGACCACCAGGAAAUCCACAAAGUAAUUGAAUUAGCUGAAAAAUAUGCAGAUUAUAGAAUCAUAGUAGAAGUUUGUUCUGAAACUAAUAAUAUAACUUUAUUAUAUAAUUUUAUGGAUAAACUUUUUGACCAAAAUUUCCGUCAAACUGUAUUUGCUUGGUAUCUGGAACAAGGUAAAAUUGUUGAUCUAUUACGAAAUUUUUGUCGUAAACCUAAAUAUGAACAUGAUCUUGCACUAGCAUUAGAGUCGUAUCCUAAGUAUGGCUGGAUAGCUGGAGGAUUAUCAGAAAAUAUCACCCUAACAUGUGAAUCGCUCAAACAAUGCUGGUCACAGGAGGAAACAAAUGUACUUAGAAGGCAAGCCCAAUUGAAUUUAUAUAAAAUGACAAUUUUAGCAACUAAUGGGCCGUUAGCUAAGUAUCCAGAAUUGGAGCAAGUUGAAAAAGAAUUGGAAAUUAUAGAACAUCAAUUGAAUAUUCCCCAAUGUGUCUUUGAAUCUACUGAAUUAGACACAAAUAACAUUCGUGUACUAUCACCCGAAGAAAUUUAUAAUUUUUACUUACAUAAAAAUAAUUCUAUGCUAGAUGAAAACCAAUGUUUGCGAGCUUUGUCAGUGAUACAAUUUAUUCCAAACAAAAACAAAUGUGAAAUGCUUGUUUGCCAUUUAUGGUGUGAAAUAAUAUUAAAAGAAACACUGAAAUAUCCCCUUCAUGACCAAGAAAUUGAUGAUCCUAUACAAUUUGUAAAAAACCUAUUAUUUUUCAAGACUUUGGCCCUUGUGUAUAAUAAAGGCCUAAUAGAUUUUUUACCAUCUUUGGAUUGGAUAUUGUGUGCAGAAGAAUUGGAAAAUUUCCAUUCAAAUACAGUAUGGCAGUAUAUUAUGAAAAUAGGAUUUGAACAUUUUUUAUCUCCUACUGAUUGUGACAUGGAUUUUCAAACUUCUCUUGUUCAGUGAAAUUUAACUAUUAAUUUAAACAAAUUUACUUUUUUAAUGAUAAUUUGUAAUAUAUAACUUUUUUUUAUUAUUUUGUAAUAACUAAUCAUACACAUUAUACACUUGAAUAUUUAUUGACUAUAAAUACCUCUAAAUAUAUUUCUAUUCAAGUAGUAUACGUAUAAUCAAUUUAGCAAUCUAUUAUUUUUGUUAUUUUAAUUUAAAAAAAUAACUAAAAUAGUCAGUGUUAUUUCUUAUUUAAAAACAAAAUAGAAAAAUAGAAAACACUAAAUUUAUCAGCCUCC
Cinara cedri is the source of this 6212-nucleotide messenger RNA. Lineage: Eukaryota; Metazoa; Arthropoda; Insecta; Hemiptera; Aphididae. The record is from the annotation of a GenBank genome assembly.